Danio aesculapii is the source of this 546-nucleotide messenger RNA. RefSeq names its product interferon phi 2 (gene ifnphi2). Gene Ontology annotation, molecular function: cytokine receptor binding. Gene Ontology annotation, cellular component: extracellular region. The record is from RefSeq and is a predicted model, not a curated record. The transcript has 5 exons. Lineage: Eukaryota; Metazoa; Chordata; Actinopteri; Cypriniformes; Danionidae. The coding region runs from base 1 to 546 and encodes 181 amino acids. Gene Ontology annotation, biological process: defense response.
AUGGGAUUUUGGCAUUUCGUUGCGUUCUUAUGUUCAGCUUUCUUUUUUGCACAAAUUUGUUCAAAGCCAACAAACUGCAUCAUGCGAAGGAAACACGUGAAAACAGCUUACAGUCUACUUGAGAAUAUGGGUGGUCUUUUCCCUCGCGAAUGCUUGGAAGAAAACGUCAAAAUAACGUUUCCGAAAUAUGCACUGCAAUCAAAUAACUCUAAUCAGAAAACCGGUGUAGCAAAAGCAAUGUAUAAAAUUAUGGAUCACAUUGACCUCCUCUUUGUCAACGACAGUUAUCCGGAGUCCUGGAAUCAGAGGAAAGUGGAUAAUUUCCAAAACAUCGUUUACCGUUUAACAAAAGAGAACAAAUGUAUUAUGAGGAUGAGAGUUCAAGGACCCGUGGAUGAUUUUCCAGCAAGAGACGACGCACUGAAAUCCUACUUUGAUAAACUGGGCACUCUUCUCAGAAAUAAGGACAACAGUUUUUGCGCAUGGGAAGUGGUCCGAAAGGAGCUCCUUAGUGUUCUUAGCGACAUCAUCCAGCCUAAAUUAUAA